GGGUAACUGGCAAUGCUACUUAAUAUUUGUAUAACCAUAAACGGGACUGGGGGUGCAUGAUAGUGGGAGGAGCGACUUGUGGGUCCAGGUGUUAGUUUUGCGGAAACUCCGCAUCAGAUAAGCGCAGCAUUUUCGGAGCGCAUCGCCUUUGCGGCGCCGCCGUCCCUGUUAAGCAUUUCGGAGACUUUUACUAAGGGCGCCUUUGCGAGGCUUUUCCGCAAUUUAAGGAGAGCAGUUGCGGCCGGAUCGCCAGUGGGCUCGCCAGCCUUAAUGGUACUUUUCCUGCGAUCCAACUCCCGGCUUCCUCCUUCUCCUCCCACCUCCUCCUCCUCCUCCUCCACUCUGAACAUCGCCAAGUCACCGGAGACGAUCGCUUCUCCACCAGGCCAGACUUUACACAACCGGGAGGUUGAAAAAGGCACCGACGAAGUGUGGAGGGGUUAAAGAAACAGAGUAAAAAAGAGAGAAUGUUUAAAAGGAGCAAAAGCCAAGUGCUGGUGGACGACACGCCGGAUGAGGGCGAGGAGGCUCAAUGGCAUCGCCGGCACACGGACGUGGAUAAGGAAGAGGAUGGAGAGGAUGAGGAAAUCACAAGCCCAGCGUCAAAGGAUCUCAAAGUUAAAAUAAUCAGAUCCAAGAAAGAUAAGAAACUCUUUUCUUCUGAAGAUGACGAGCAUUUUCUCCUGACGGGAGUCACUCCGUCGGAGGCCAGAGGAUCUGCCAAGAAGAGUAAGGAGGAGGAUAAGAGGACAUAUCUGGAAAAGGGCCAGUGCUUCUGGGACAGUGUCACCAUGACUAUGAAGCAGAUCACGCCCACAAAGAAAAUGGGUAAGCUGGAAGGCUGGGAGCCGCCGAGCGUCGGCGAGAUGACGCAGGCGACGGACGAGCAUGUGGCCGGGGACACUCUCAUCCACCAUGACGCGGCCCUACCCUGGACGGACCUCGAAGGGGACUUGUCCAAAUAUGCCAGCCUGUCGGGGCCACGUGCCCCCGGGCCCCGAUGGACCACCAAGGCCAAGGAUAAGCUGGCCAGUAUUAGGAGGCGGAGCCUCUCUGAGAACUGGGAGGGGCUUAAGUAAAGGCAAGCCCACUGUCCUAUGAGAAAGCAGCACCUGUUUGUCCUCUCUGUUGUGCGGGAUCAGCCUUUAGUUAUUGCAAAGUUAACACACCGCUUUGUGAUAGCAGAAAGGGCGACUUUGACAAAUGGGGCAAAAAUAAAAUGUGUUGGUGCAUUAAGCCUCAGGAAGUGGAAUAAGUUAAUCUGGAUGUCUGUGGCCUGUUAAUGAGGGCUGCAGUGGAAAUGAAGUGGAAAGCGAGAAUAGAUGGAGUCGGAAAGAUAAAAAGCCUUACAGCAGCUACAGACAGCUUCUUAAAGAUGACAGACACAAAGAUAAAUGACCUUAUGCAGGACACUUUUUAGAAUAUAGCAACUCUUGUUAUUUUUAACACCUUAUGUUUUUGGUUUUGAAAGGCUGGUUUACCGCCUGGAUUAAGCUGCACAAGACAUUUUUACUGAAAUUGUGCUGUUGAUGAAUGUAAAAUUCAGACAAUAUGAACUACUGUCAGCACAGACUAAAUCUGUACAUUAACUAUUAACUAUAAAAUCCACAAUUGUUGUAUAUAUUUUUGAAAAAUUUGUUUUUUAAAAUGACCUUAUUUUAGGUUCUGUCCAUAAGGUUGUUUGUCCAAAUGGAUGGUUUUAUAUUGCAUGGAAAAUGCAGAGCGGACCAAACGAUCUCCGCCCGCGUUUUUAAUGCUGCCCUCUUAGGCAUAUUCAGUUUCUCAGUGCUGUUCACCUUUUUCGUGACAGUUUCCAACUGCAUGCUCUCAUCCCAGCCCUCUGGGUCAUACCAAUAGACAUUCUGCUAUUAUGGGCCUUCCUGUUAUGCUCCAUUCACGGAAGCAUACAGGUUCAUUUCUUCUAAUCGAUUGUUUUCUUGCCUUUUUUUGCAGCUUGUUUGAAUCAAAAGUUAUCUUACAGCAAUCAGUCUAUUCUGACUUUCAUCCAUGCACAGGUGCCUAUUAUUGUAGACAUGUAAACUGUAUUAAAAUACACGCUUUGCUCAAA
Molecule: messenger RNA, 2068 nt
Organism: Brienomyrus brachyistius
Lineage: Eukaryota; Metazoa; Chordata; Actinopteri; Osteoglossiformes; Mormyridae
Exons: 4
Coding region: 468-1079 (203 amino acids)
Biological process (GO): spermatogenesis
Cellular component (GO): nucleus; cytosol
Source: RefSeq, a predicted model, not a curated record